UUGCGCUAAAAUUAACAGCUGGUUAGUUUAAAUUUUCAGUGAGUGUAUUAGCAAUUUGUGUUAAUGACUGACAAAUUGUGAGUAAUUAAUAAUGAGUGUUGAAGAAUCACCAAUGGAUACUCUUGAUAUUGAUCAAAAUACGGCCAGAGAUUUGCUAAGUGAAGGUGGAUUUUUCUUGCUUUUAGAUUUACCUAUUGGUUCAUCAAUUGGAAUUGAUUUAAGUGAUUAUUCUGUUGGAGAAAAAUUUAAAGGAUUUAAAAUGAUACCACCGGGAUUACAUUUCAUUCAUUAUAGUGCUGUGAAUAGUAAGAAUAGGAACGAGAUUGCCCCUCGAACGGGACUCUUUCACUUCUUUCAACCUAAAGAAGUGAUUAUUCGUAAAUGGGAUGGUGGAAACGAAGACAUUUCUAGCGAGUUGUUGGACGCUGAUGAAUUUCAGCGCUAUCAAGACAAUUUAAUUGGUUCUUUGGACCAGCAUCUGGCUCCUUAUCCAUUUAGAGAGUACCAACGCUGGAUAAAUUUGACUAAUUAUAUCAGUUUGACCGUGUUAGAAAUUCUUAAUCCAAUUUGUGGAAAGAUUAAAUCAGUUACCGAAAUGAUUUCGCUUAGAUAUCCAGAAGAUGUUCAACAACCUGAGACAAGUACAAGUAAACGAUUGACUGUUGAUAACUUAAUGCCUUACAUGAAAGUCGAGCCUAAUUCACAAAUUCAAUUUACCCAGCUUUCAAAGUUACCAAAGCUUCCUCGUGAAGCAAUCAAUCCAAGUGAUUUGACAAAACAUUCUAUUGAUCAAACGUACACUCUCGAUGAGGCCUUGAAGAGAUACCAACAUACAAAUGAUAUCCUCGGUGAAUUACAAUUUAGUUUUGUCACCUUUAUUGUUGGACAAGUUAACGAUUCUUUCGAGCAAUGGAAAGCUAUGCUAAAACUACUAUGUGCUUCUGAUCAGGCUAUUAGCAAAUAUCCCUCUAUGUAUUUAAACUUCAUUCGAGUAUUCAGUUUACAGCUGAAGGAAGUUCCAGAGGAUAUUUUCGUCGAUAUUGUGGACAAUGAAAAUUUUCUUGUUUCCGUUUUACGUGAUUUCUUUUUCAAUAUUUUUUCGAACGAGAUGGUUGAUAGAAAGCUCAAGGAAGCAGCUGAAAGAUUUAAAAGACAAGUAACCGAAAAAUAUAAAUGGGAUUUUGAAGAAGAGCCAGAAGAUGAAUGCCCUGUUAUUGUGACAAUGGACUGAUAAAAACACUUUGAUGCAAAUUUGUAGCUCGAAAAAAAUUAGUUUUUAUUGGCAACAGAUCACCAAUUCUCUAUACAAUUAUCACAGUCAAAAAUUAUAUUACAUAACAAUUUGGAAUCAUCUUUGUGCAAGAAACAGAGUUAACGCUCAGUUUUCAAUUGGUUUGAUUCAAUUUCUUUAAACAUAAGGUGUUGGCGGAAUUGAAUCUGCUGAUCUCAAUCUAUCCGUUUUGACACCAUCAAAGGCUAUUGUGAAUAUGCUUUUCUUCGUCAUUAAAUCACUGUUCUUAAGAUGCAUUUUUUUAUCCAAUCGAUUCCUGCCGAUUCCUGAAUCUGAAUCUGAUCUGUCUGAAUGAUCAGAAUGAUCACCAAUCACGCUUCGACUUACUCCAUUGUGAUUUACCACGACUACUCCUGUAUUGACUUUUCCAGCCCCCAAACUAUCAGGAGACGAUUGUGCGGAAUAACUUGCCACAUUCCAUUGUUCUGAAUGCUCAUCUUUAUUUGAAUUUGACUCGCCAUUAUUGACUUCUUCUGAUCUGGAUACCUCAUCAUUCGUUUCAUUAAUACCAUAAGAAUCUAACGCAGAAUUCGGUCCACUUCUUGUGACAACUCCAUCAAGCAACCCCAUAUCAAUAUUUGAUCCCUCACUGGGACUUCGAUCAAACAGUUUACGCUCAAAGCUUGAAACACUUCCCGGUAAAUCACUGGUCUUUGAUGGUACUUUAUCAUCAUGUGGUUCGGUUUUAGUCGAGUUUUUGCUGCCAAUACUGUUGCUGCUUCUGCUACUGCUACUGCUGCUACUACUGCUGCUGUUGCCAUUUUUACCACUUUUAUAUGGCAAAUUGGAUUCAUCAACGUUAUGCAUUCGAUUAUGAUUGUCAUUCGAAGUAGACUGCGGGCUUAUAACUUCUAUUCUCGGUGGUAAAAUUGACUGAGAACUCCUUCUUGGUAUAUAUUCAUCAUCUGACUGAUCCCUAGGUAAUGGCUGUUUGACUUCAGUUGUUACAUUAACAUCCUCAAUGUCUUCUAAUUUAAUAUCCCGAAUCUCUGCUUCACUUACACUUCUAUAAUCACCAACUAAAUGAUCAGGGAACAGACUUCGUUCUCUCAGAGAUCCUCCUCUUUGGAUGCCUGGGCCUCUUGAUGUUCCAAUCGGCUGUUGAUCUGUUUUUUCUGAUGCUCCAGAUCGACGUGAAAAAAGAUAGUAGUUAUUAUUUACUGCGUUUGAUACAACAGUCCCUGAUUCUGGUUGAUUAAUUUGCAUGUCUUCGUCAUCGAUAGCAUUAUGACGGGGUAAGGGUCUUCUUAUUUUUGGUCGUCUCAUGAUAUAGUAUUCAGGAUCAUCUGUAAAGUCCUCUAAAUAAAUAGGUUCCGCUUCUCCGAUUACCUCAGGACUAACUCGAACUCUCCUAUUGCGGCCUAGCCGGACUCUCUUGAAUUGAGAUUGUUUUCCGACGGUUGACUCUCUGAAAUCUCUUUUUCGUGUAUCACUUGAACUUGUUACAUCUUCGCGGGAUUUGGAUGAAUCACGUUGGGGAUCAUCUUGCAUACGAUAUGCUUCAUUGACAAUUGUCUCAUGAUCAGAGACUUUCGUCAAUUUAGACUGUUGUAAAUAUGAACCAUUUUGUUCAGAAUGAUUUGUUGACUUAUCUUUCACAAUAAUCCUGUUUGUUGGCUCGAUGGAUUCUAACAGAGUUCUGUAAGGAAAAACGAAUGAAUCAGAAGCUGAAAUAAUAAAUAAAAGUUAAUGAUUGAAACUCACUUGGUUUUACGAUCGUUUCUAUAACAAGCACACCAAACAGCAAGAAGAACAAUAAGGAAGAGUAAAGUUAUAACAAUUAAAAAUAGUAAUAUCCACAAGACAAGCUCAUAAUCAUUCCUGUAAAUUGCCGCUGUUUGAAUGGUUUCACGUUGAACAGGAUCCUUGGGAACUGGAAGUUGACUUCCCGUUAGAUCAGUUAUUAUGACUCCAAGAUUGCGUAAAUCAACUAUAGUAUAUGUCGGGUAAGCGAUCCAAGCGUCGAUUUGGCUCGUUUUAGGUCCUAAUGGGAUGGAUUUUAUUGAAUAUAUAUGAACAUCAGCACCGGCUAAGCGAGUCAAUCCUCUGUUAAGUUCAAGAAAUAACAAUAUUCAGUGUUGGAGUAACUGCAAUCCAGAAAGUAUAAAAUAUUCAUCUUACCUCUCAAUAUCAAAUCUUUUAUCUCUAACUCGACUAUCAUCUUGAGGCACAAUAAAAGAUACAGUUCUAUUGA
Tetranychus urticae (two-spotted spider mite) is the source of this 3485-nucleotide messenger RNA. RefSeq names its product protein AAR2 homolog. Gene Ontology annotation, biological process: spliceosomal tri-snRNP complex assembly. The record is from RefSeq and is a predicted model, not a curated record. NCBI's taxonomy places the organism in Eukaryota, Metazoa, Arthropoda, Arachnida, Trombidiformes, Tetranychidae.